AGACGUGCGGAACAGUUUAAGAAACCACAGUGAAAAGCUGUGAGAAUGACAAAGGUAAGAUAACACCUGGGAACUAUCAAGAAAUUUUUAAAAGCAGAUGUAUUUUAAUCUAGAAAGUAGAAGAAAGUUAUAUGUAAACAAAUUUCAAUUACCAGAAAUAUACUGCCAAGAGGGCAGAACUAAACUGUUCUCCAUUUCUGCUGUAGUAGGACAAUGUGCUAAAAUUACUGCAAAGGAGAUUUACAGGGAAGUAAUUUUCUGCUAAGAAUAGGUAAGCAUGAAGGACAAAUUGCCACCACAAUUUUAGAAUGUUCAUCUUUGGAAGCUUUAAAGAAGAGAUUAAUGAAACAUCUGUAAAAACGCAAUGUAGCUUUAGUUGAUCCUGCCUAGAGGAAAGGAAGGAUUAGGUGACCUUUUAAAUGGGUCACACUUUCCUGUAAUUCUGUGGUUUUUUCUCAUAUUGAGAACAAGGUUUCUUCACUAGUAUGUCUGUAGUACGGUGAAAUCUGUUAUUUAACCUGAAGUUUUCUGUUCCAGUUGUCCAUCUCUGUCUCACUGCCUGAAUACUCGUGGAUAUGUGUUACACAUAAAAAUGUCAUGAUAACAACAAGAAAUAUGCUGUGAGUUCAUUAAGAGAUAGUUUCUGUGAGCCUCACUCAGACGUAGUUUAAGCUAUGUAGCCUCCUUAAUAUUAUAGUAUUAGCUUUUAUAAAUGACGACAAAACUAGGCCUGCAGAUUUAGUUGUACAAGUCAUAGGAGAAAGAUAUUCAGUUAUAGCUCCGCUACUUUCUUUAAGCUUCUCACAUGGCUGAAGGCCACAUAAUUUUCUUUUCAUGUAAGUUGCAGUUGCACUGUUUUAUAUAUACUUUUUUGGGGCUGAAAUCAACUAUUUCUUGGUGUGGGCCAAGAAAAAUGACGUUGCUGGACACAAGAGCCCUUCAAGUAAAGAAGAAUGUAACAGGAUGCUAAGACUGGAAAGUCUGAGGAGUGAAGAGACUCAUGUCUAAUUUUAGACAUCCGUCCCAGAUACAGCCUACCCAGAGCUAAUAUCCCAGAUCCCCUUCUUAAGCUGUGGAAAGAAACAGAUGCCUGUAACCUGUGAUUUAUCUGACAUACAGCUUAGGAUAACACUAAUUGCAUCCUAGAAGUGCCUACUUCUCUCAUUAACUUUCACUGGACUCCAGGUAACCAGCACAACUGUAGAUCUGUGUGUCUGUGCCACAGGCAGCUGAAGUUUACUGAGAUGAACUGCAAUAACACUAUGACGGAGUAUAUAAGCUUUUUUUUCUCCCCCCUGCUUUCAAAUAAUAUGGUUCCAGGACUUACUGCAGAACUAUUGAUGUCUACAAAGUGGGAGCCUGUGAGUCAAAAGUCAAAAUAAGAGCCAGAAUGUGGAAUAAUGUAUUGCAGAUAGGGAUAAGAAGUCUUGCCUUUCAUCAGAUGAAUUUGUUUACCAGACAUCCAGCAGAAGACAUAGACAUUCUUGAGUGGUCAGAAUGUGAGAAAACCAGACUAUCAGACAUUGAAGAAUUGAUCAGGAUGGGGGCCCAAUUGCACCAUUAUUUAAAAGCCCUUGUCCACAUACAGCACUUUACAUGAGUGCAAACCACUAUUAGAAACAAUCCCCUGGAAAGAGUAGGUGGUAGAGACUGUCAUUCUGUUUAUAAACUGCAGGCUAAGAAGAAAAUUGAGGUGCCUAAACUAGAUAUUCUAAAGAUCUUGUAGGCACCAACCAAGCAUGUUCCUGGAUGAGGUGCAAAUUCUACAGUGACACCCACAAACAACAUCAGAAGCGUAAAAACAUAUUGUAAAGAGACCACAGUUACUACACAGGAAGAAAAGCAGAAAGAUCGAAUUAGGAAUUGUUCCUUUAUCAGGGAAGAUGUUAGAAAUAUCUCUUUUACAAAGAAAUAUGAGUUUUGGUCAAGGGAUUAGAACAAUAGGAUCAUAAAAUCCUUUUGGUUGGAAGAGACCCUCAAGAUCGAGUCCAACCAUAACCCAGCUCUAGCACUAACCCAUGUUCCUAAGAACCUCAUCUACACACCUUUUAAACCCCUCCAGGGAUGGUGACUCAACCACUUCCCUGGGCAGCCUGUUCCAGUGUUUCACAACCCUCUCUGCCAAUAUUUUUUUCCUAAUAUCCCAUCUGAACCUUCCCUGGUGUAACUCAAGGUCAUUUCUUCUUGUCCUAACAAUUGCUACUUGGGAGAGGAGACCUCCAUGCUCCAACGUCCUUUCAGGCAGUUGUGGACAGCGAUAAGGUCUCUCCUCAGCCUCCUGUUCUCCAGGCUGAACAGCCCCAGUUCCCUCAACCACUCCUCAUAACGCUUGUGCUCCAGGUCCUGCACCAGCUUUGUUGCCCUUCUCUGGACUCUCUUUAGUUCUUCAAUGUCUUUCUCAUGAAAAGGGGCCCAAAACUGAACACAGUAUUCAAGGUGGGGCCUCACAAGCAGCAAGUACAGUGGAACUCCUCUAGUCCUGCUGGCCAUACUAUUGCUGAUAAAGGCCAGGAUGCUGUUGGCCUUUUUUACCACCUGGGCACAGGCUGGCUCAUGUUCAGCUGCAGUCAAUCAGGUCAAUCAACCCCCAGGUCCUUUUCUACCAGUCAACUUUCCAGCCACUCUUACCUGAGCCUGUAGUGCUGCCUGAGGUUGUUGUCAGAGGGACCUUGAGGUUCUCAGAGAUCUGGGGGUUCUUGUUGACACCAAGUUGAACAUGAGCCAACAAUGUGCCCUGGCAGCCAAGAAGGCCAACUGUGUCCGGGGGUGCAUCCAGCUGGGCAGGGAGGGGACUGUCCCGCUCUGGGGUGGCCUCACCUGGAGCAUUCACUGUGUGCAGGGCUGGGGACACAGGAGAAAAGGAGACAGAGCUACUGGAGAGUGUCCAGAAGAGGUUACGAAGUUGGUGAAGGGUUUGGAGGGGAAGCCGUACGAGGAGCAGCCGAAGUCACUGGGUUUGUUCAGCCUGGAGAAGAAGAGACUGAGGGCAGAGCUCAUCAUGGUCUACAGCUUCUUCACAAGGGGAGGAGGAAGGGUAGGUGCUGAACUCUUCAGAGCCCGAGGGAACAGCAGGAAGCUGAUCUUUCUUAUCAGCCCCUUUUAAGUACAGAAAGGCCACAAUAAGAUCUCCCUGGAGCCUUCUCCAGCUGAACACCCCAACUCUCUCAGCCUUUUGUCAUAGCAGAGGUUUUCCAGCCCUCUGAUCAUUUUGGUGGCCUCCUCUGGCCCCUCUCCAGCAGGUCCAUGUGUGUCCUGUGCUGAGGGCUCCAGAACUGAACACAAUACUCCAGGUAGGGUCUCACUAGAGAGGGGACCUGCUGCCCACACUCCUUUUGAUGCAGCCCAAGAUACAAUUGGCCUCUGGGCUGCAAGUGCACAUUGCCGGCUCGUGUCCAAUCUUUCAUCCACCAGCACCCCCAAGUCCUUUUCCACAGGCUGCUCUCCAUCCCUCCAUCCCCAGCCUGGAUUGAUACCGGGAUUGCCCUGACCCAGGUGCAGGACCUUGCACUGGGCCUCGUUGAACCUCAUGAGGUUCACAUGGCCCCACUUCUCAGCUUGUCCAGGUCCCUCUGGAUGGCAUCCCACCCCUCAGGUGUGUCAGCUGAAGCAAUCAGUACUAAAGAUAACAAAGAAAGAUGUUCAAAAUAUUUCCAAAUACUAGAUUCAUUUUUUGAGAGGUAGCAGGGGAAGGAACGUGGGAUAACUCAGGUUGGAAGGUACCUUAGGGGGUCUUUGGUCCAGCCGUUAUCAGCUAUGAGGUAAGACCAGGUUGCUCAGGGCUUUACUUAGUCAGGUCUUGAAAACCUCCAAGUAGUAAGACUGCACAGCCUCUUCUGGGCAGCCUGUUUCACUACAUGGUGUUCCUCACUAUGGGAAAGUGUCUCCUUAUAAGCAGUUCAAGCCUCUCUUAUCUGAACCUAUACCCAGUGUCUCUCAUUCCUCUACCAUGCACCAGUGUGAAAAGCCUGGAUCCACGUCAUAAGUAACCUUCUUGUAGAAACUGGAAAACUGUUAGACAUUGUAGAUAUUGGAGAGCUUUAUGUCCCUCUAAAGUCUCACCUACAGGCAGAAAAAGCCUCAGCCUCUUCUUUUAUCAUGCGCUCUGCCCCCCUUGCCAUCUUUGUGGCCAUCUGCUGAACUUAAUCCUAUGUUCAUCAGGACAUAUUCCAAUGUUUCCUGUGUUGUGGAGCCCCAAACUGGACACAGUAUUCUAUAUGUCAUCUAAUGAAUGGCAAGGAAUAAUCACUUCCCUGGAUCUACUGGGCAUGUUCCUGUUAAUAUGGACCAAGACGCUGUUGGCUUUCUUUUUGCCAGUCGCACUUUCAGCUUGCUGUGGUCUCAGUUCAACAAGAUACUCAAGUCCUUCUCCACAGAGUUAAUUUUCAGUAAUCACAGCAGCGCAAUUGUGCAACCACAUCUCUUAUUCCAAUGACAUUGCAGCUUUUCGACUGCAUGUGGAGAUCUAGUUCCUCUCACUUGUUUCCCAGGCCGUUUGCGUUUAUGUACAUACACUUGAGGUGGGCUUUUCUUUACCCUGUUUUAUAAUACCUGAGGUCUUAUUUUUUCUGUUAUCUUGCACCUUUUGCUUCCCAUCACUGUUGACUUGUACAUCAUGACAAAAUCUCCCUUCUCCAUUCUAGGCUGAAGUAUUUUUCAACAGACUGACCAGCCUGGUCACAAACAUGUGUUUUGUCCAACUUUGCCAAGUGGACUGUGUUUCUCCCCAGCAGUUCCUCAUCCUCUGCAAGAGACCUAUAGUUGUUGAAGUCAAACCCUGUCACCAGGACCAGCUGUGCACAAUGAAGUCUUGUCCCACAGGAUCCAUGCAUGCUCCUCAGACUGAGCUUGCAGCCUCUUGCCUCCUGCCAGAGACCAAACUAUUCUGCAGUUGCAGAUCUGCCAAUGGUGAGAGUCAUCCUGCUCUUGCCAGAGCCACAACACCCAGCGCUCCAGGUUGUGGGAGUUUCUAGUGAGCACAGUCUCUGGCUGCUCUUCCUUCUGUGCAUUGUAGGGGUCCAGGCUCUCAUCUUCGCAGCAUCCCUGUGAAGAUCUUGUCAGUCCCUUUUCCAUCAUCCCUUGUGCUAUGCAGCUUCCUCAUCUCCUCCUACAGCUCCUUAACUUCAACAGAGUUUCUCAGUCACAGCACAGCUUCUACAGGUAAGGAUGCUGCCCUCACCUGCUCCAGCUUCAGCAAGUGACCCCAGGCAUUCCCUGCAGCCCCAGAACCAGAGAGUUUUGUCCUUUGUCAGGAGCCCAGAUUGUGCCAAGAUCUCCGCUGUGCCUGGGUCAGUUGCUCCCGUUGGUGCUGGGGGCGAUGCCUGCUGACAUUUCGCCACCAAAGCUGAGCACUCACUCACUGCCUCCAGCAGAGUCUCUGCUGCUUCGAAGGGCAAUGCUCUGGGCCACAGGCCUGCAGUUCAGCAGCCACACAGCUCUCUCCACAGCAUUAGUUUCCUGAGUGCUUGAAAUGCCCUGACCCAGGGUCAGCUUUUCCCUCCUGCAACCUGGAUCUGAGGAGCUCCCAGAAGAACUAGGAGCAGAGCCCAGAACUGUUAAACCAGCCACAAGAACCAGCAGCUGGCGACAGUUCAAGCAGUGUCUGAGGCCCCUGUCCCCAUCCAAACUGCAUGUCCUGAGGUCACAGCACUCCCAAGGGCCACCUCCAUGGCUGGGCACAGGUGACUGCCACCCCCAGGUGAGCUUCCAACCACCCCCUUUCUGAGCAGACUGGCCUGGGUGUUGCUGUAUUGUCUCACCUUGUUGACUCUCAGUUUUUCUCUCUUGCGACUCAUGGCCUGUGGUUUCCUUCUGAGAUAAUUGUUUUUGAUUUUGCUGCUGUAUUAUCAGCUCCACCUUGUCACUGACCAUAAACUGACCUCCUGCUGGCAUAACACAUUCAGACUCUAUUUAAAUUAGGACUGUUUUGCCUGAAAAAAAAAAAAUGUAUAGUGAUUUUUCUAAAUCCGAGAGCUGCUUGAUACACUUUGUAGGGCUUCUGCCUUACCUGGUGUUCACAAGUGUGUUUCCUAGUGGGCUCAUUAGCGAGAGGAAUCAUACAACAAUGAAGAAAGACUGGGGUCCAACAGAUUGGCACACAUGGCUCAGUUCCAUGGGGAAGUUCCACGUUGAUCCUCAGAGUGGAGCAGCUGUAUAUUCCUGAUCUAUGAGAAUUGUAAUAAUUCCUACUUUUGCAUCUUUGAUGUGUUUGUAGAUAAUUUUCCUGUGUAAUGAUCACAAAUCAAGUUUUGAUUCUUACUGAUGCUGUUGUCAGAAUGAUACCCAGAGAAUUUUAUAGGUGUUAGAUGCUGUAGCAGGGAGAGGUGCCUGAGGACUGGAGGAAAGCAAAUGUCACUCCAGUCUUCAAAAAGGGCAGGAAGGAAGACCCAGGAAUACCAAAUCCCAGCAUGAAACUUUCGGUCAACGAACUUGUCAUCUCCUGUCUCCCAGAUAUACUGCACAGCGUUGCUGCUGUUGGCAUCGGGGCUGUUGAAGCGGAUGCAGUGAUCCCCUUUGUUCUGUCCCGUACAGAAAGCAUGGGAUUCUGGUCCAGAAUAUCUUCUGCACCGGCCAGCUCUGUCAUCAUGUUGUUUCUAGUGAAACAGUAUUUUCAUUCACAGGCCAAAGGAUCUCUGCUGGAAAAAACCACUACUGGAUGGAACAAAUAUAAACAAGCAUGCUUGAAAAUGCUGCAGGAAUCAACUGUAGAUACUGGAACACACUGUAACGGGACAUUUGAUCAAUUUGUUUGCUGGCCUUACUCGCCCCCAGGAAAUGUCUCUGUUCCUUGUCCUUCAUAUUUGCCGUGGCUGGAAAACGGAAGUGUAGGAAAUGUAUACAGAGUCUGCUUGGAUGGAGGGACUUGGCAAACGAAGGAGAACUCCACAGACAUUUGGCGUGACAGUUCAGAGUGUUCCGAGGAAAAUAAUUUAAAAAAAAAUGAAGAAGAACAUCAAUUACUCACCACAUUACAACUGCUGUACACUAUAGGAUAUUAUUUUUCUCUCAUCUCACUUGUAUUAGCUCUCCUUAUACUUUCUUUACUCAGAAAACUUCACUGCACAAGAAAUUACAUCCAUAUGAAUUUAUUUGCAUCUUUUAUCUUGCGUGCCACAGCAGUUCUUAUAAAAGACACCGUAUACUACAAUAUUUACUCUAAAAGACCGAAUGAUGAAACUGGAUGGAUACUAUACCUCGGUCCUGAGAUCGUGAUCAUUUGCAGGACUGCCCAGUUUUUCUUGCAUUACUUUGUUGGGGCAAAUUAUUUUUGGCUAUUGGUAGAAGGAAUUUAUCUGCAUACGUUAUUGAUAACGGUUGUACUCUCUGAAAGACGACUGCUACAGACAUACAUUGUGAUAGGGUGGGUUGUUCCUAUCCUGUUUGUGGGCCCUUGGGGAAUAAGCAGAUCAAAACUGGAGAACACAGGGUGCUGGGGAACAAAUGAACACAUGGGAAUCUGGUGGAUCAUCCGAGGACCAAUGUUGUUUUCCAUUGCAGUUAACUUUGGCAUCUUCCUAAAAAUCCUCAGGAUGCUGAUUUCCAAGCUAAAAGCUCAGCAAAUGAGCUUUCAUGACUACAAAUAUAGAUUGGCAAGAUCUACACUUGUGCUGAUUCCAUUAUUGGGGAUCCAUGAAUUUGUAUUUACCUUCAUCACCGAUGAACAGGUGGAAGGACUUUCAAGACAUAUAAGACUUUUCAUUCAGCUGACAAUGAGCUCAUUUCAUGGUUUUUUUGUAGCAGUUUUAUAUUGCUUUGCUAAUGGAGAGGUGAAAGCGGAGCUCCAGAAGCAGUGGUCCCGCUUCCUGCUCGCAGAUCCCUUCGGCUGUAAACUGUGCUUUCUUGGGGAAAACAUAAAAUACCUCAGGAAAUGUUCACAGAAACGGAAGAAACAGCACCUGAGCAGCAAGCAGCACUUGUGCCUGGAGGCGAGCGAGCCCUGGGCCGUGCAGCUGCAGCAGGUGCUGGUGCAGCGGAGGACAGAGCUCAGCCCAGAGCCAGGCUGCGCUCCCCCGUCGCGCCCACGGGCGAGCAUGUCAGACAGCAGCGAGGGAGAAGUCACCACGGGAGAGACAACCGAGGAAGUCUUCGAAGAAAGCGAGAUUUAGAAAGCAGCCGCUUUCGACCUCCCGACAGCCGGAGCAUCUUGGAAGAUCUGCUCUCACCUCCAGACUGUACAGAUCUCUGGGAUGUGCGAUGCCAGGAGGGAGCGGUUGACAGCCCAAUUAUCCCAGUUUUCUUAAUCUGAAAAACAUGUUGAUCUGGAUGUUCUUCACCUGCGUGGUGGGAGUACAAGAGAUUUGCUGGAUCAAAACAUGCUUUGAGUUGACCAAUCUGGAAGACAAUUGAUGCUGAAAGAGAUGUACGCUGGGCAGCAGGACGUACUCGGGCAGUAAGUGGACUCUGGACACACGCAUUGUGUUCCAGCAGCUUCACCCGUGCUCGACUGCCAUUCUGCUCACAUAACAGAGAAGUUGUUUGUUUUCCUCCUUCAUGGGGGUGUUUCAUAAACAGAGUUAAGUGUGUAGAAGACUUUUCUCUCCGCAGACUGAAACCAUUCCCCAUCUCAGAACAAGCCCAGUUUCAGGCCAAACCAGACACGGGAUUUAUACAU
This is a messenger RNA of Columba livia (rock pigeon), 8608 nucleotides long. RefSeq names its product glucagon like peptide 2 receptor (gene GLP2R). Gene Ontology annotation, molecular function: peptide hormone binding; glucagon receptor activity. Bases 6405 to 8102 code for a protein of 565 amino acids. Gene Ontology annotation, cellular component: plasma membrane. Gene Ontology annotation, biological process: cell surface receptor signaling pathway; adenylate cyclase-modulating G protein-coupled receptor signaling pathway. The record is from RefSeq and is a predicted model, not a curated record. Lineage: Eukaryota; Metazoa; Chordata; Aves; Columbiformes; Columbidae. The transcript is spliced from 16 exons.